Molecule: messenger RNA, 3164 nt
Organism: Solanum stenotomum
Lineage: Eukaryota; Viridiplantae; Streptophyta; Magnoliopsida; Solanales; Solanaceae
Product: pentatricopeptide repeat-containing protein At4g04370
Exons: 1
Coding region: 135-2396 (753 amino acids)
Biological process (GO): RNA modification
Molecular function (GO): RNA binding; protein binding
Source: RefSeq, a predicted model, not a curated record
AACUAUUGCUCAUUGUAACUUCUAAGAAAGGGAUUAGUACCAAUAUGAAAAUUGGCGCCUUGUGGUAUACCUUCCAUAAAUUUUUAACAAAAAGUUCAGCGCAGAAAAAUCCUGGAAGAAUGUGACCAUGAAUUAUGCAUAAGCUCAAACUCAACAUCCUCUUCCACCCUUUAAAACAGCCGCCAUUUCGCCACUCCGCCGCUGCUGCCGCCACCACCAAGUCCUUCAACGCCACCCUCCAGCGCCUUUCCUCAGAAGGUUUCCACCAUCAUGCUUUACUCACAUACAACUCCAUGCUCAAGUCCUCUGUACCUCCUGACCCUUUCACUUUCCCCACUCUCCUCAAAGCCUGCAUUUCUCUUAACCUCCUCCGGCACGGUCUUUUGCUACACCAACACGUGGUCGUUAAUGGAUUUUCUUCUGAUUCUUAUAUUGGAUCAUCCUUAAUCAGUUUUUAUUCCUCUUUUGGGAUUACAGAGGGUGCACAGAAAGUGUUUGAUACAAUGCCUGAGAGGAACAUUGUCCCGUGGACGACUGUUAUUGGGUGUUAUGCACGAACUGGUGAUUUUGAGCAUGCCUUUUACCUGUACAAUUCUAUGUUACAUGAAGGAAUAAAACCGACUUCUGUUACCUUGUUGACUCUGCUUUCUGGAGUAUCAGAGAGCAUUCAUGUGGAGUGUUUGCAUACUUGUAUAGUAAAAUAUGGUUUUAUGGGUCACAUUGCUUUGUUGAAUUCUAUGUUGAAUGUGUACGGUAAAUGUGGCAGAAUUGAGUAUGCUAGGAAAUUAUUUGAGUGGAUGGAUGAAAAAGAUAUUGUUUCUUGGAAUUCUUUGGUUUCAGGGUGUGCUUUAGUGGGGAACACAGAAGAAUUAUUGACGCUUAUGUACAGGAUGAGGUCAGAAAAUUCAUGGCCUGAUCAUCAAACAUAUGGGGCGUUGGUUUCCGCAAUUGCAAAAGAUGGUAGUGCUGAAUUUGGAAAAGUGGUGCAUGGACAGAUAGUUGCUGCUGGAUUUGAAUUAGAUGUUCAUCUUCAGACAUCACUUAUGUUUAUGUAUUUAAAAUGUAGGAACAUGGAUUAUACGUUUAAGAUUUUUGAGCGAGCAAAAGAUAAAGAUGUUGUUUUGUGGACAACUAUUAUCUCAGGACUUGUUCAGAAUGAACGUGCAGAUAGAGCACUUGAAGUGUUUCAAAGCAUGUUGUGUAGUAGAAUUGAACCUUCUACAACUACCAUAGCAAGUGCACUUGCAGCUUGUGCUCAAUUAGGUUCAUUGAAAGUAGGAACUUCUAUACAUGGCUAUAUGUUGAGGCAAAGAAUGGCCAUUGACACUCCUGCCCAAAAUUCUCUUAUCACUAUGUAUUCAAAAUGUGGCUAUUUGAAGCAAGCUCUUAUUGUUUUUCAUAUGAUAAAAAACAGAGAUGUGGUCUCCUGGAAUGCAAUUGUUGCAGGGAAUGCCCAGAAUGGGCAUUUAUCAAUGGCCUUGCAUUUGUUUAAUGAAAUGAGGAUAGCCCAUCAAAGACCUGAUUCAGUAACAGUGGUUUGCCUUCUUCAAAUUUGUGCCUCAAUUGGAGCAUAUCAGCAAGGGAAGUGGAUCCACAAUCUUGUUGUAAGGAGCUAUCUUGAACCUUGCGUUAAGAUAGGUACAGCUUUGGUUGAUAUGUACUGCAAAUGUGGUGACUUAGACAGUGCGAAGAAGUGUUUUGCCAGGGUCAUAGAACGUGAUCUCAUUUUAUGGAGCACAAUUAUUUCUGGAUAUGGCAGUCAUGGCAAAGGGGAGACUGCCCUGGCAUUGUAUAUGGAGCUUGUGCAAAGUGGUCUUACACCAAACAGUAUUAUUUUCUUAUCUGUUCUUUAUGCAUGUAGUCAUAAUGGACUUGUGGACCAUGGUUUGAACUUGUUUGAUACUAUGGCAAGGGAUUUUAAGAUUGAACCUGAACUCGAACAUUGUGCAUGUAUAGUUGACCUACUUUGUCGAGCCGGUAGGGUGAAAGAUGCAUACAACUUCUAUAAGAUGAAAUUUCCAGAACCAAUGGCCAAUGCUUUGGGUAUAAUUCUUGAUGCUUGCAAAACAAAAACCCUGGAAGAACUUAGGGAUGUCGUUGCCAAAGAAAUCUCAGAGUUAGAUCAUGAGGACGCUGGAAGGUAUGUGCAAUUGGCUCAUAGUUAUGCUUCAAUGGCCCAGUGGGAGGGCGUUGGUAAGACCUGGGUCCAGAUGAGAGAACUUGGGCUCAAAAAGCUUCCUGGUUGGAGUUUUAUUGACUUACAUGGAGUAAUAACAACUUUUUUUAUGGGCCAAACCUCUCAUCCUCAGCAGGAAGAUAUAAUGUUGGUUCUGAAGAAUUUAAGUGAGGAGAUAAGUGAAAGGGUAAUCAUGUCAAACACAGAGGAUAUAUCAUAAGCGCUUAUGAACAACAUCUUCCAGUAAAUGUCACUUUGUUCAGUAUGUCAUUGUGGUACUAGAUAUUGAACAAGGAAAUCUCAGUUUAAUCUGAGCGCAAGCAAGGAUUCCAGGAAGUGUUACAACUACUAACUGCCAAUCCACCGAUGGUGAAAAGGAAGGUACCAUUCUAGUCUGCAUAAGAGUCAUAAUCCCUUGACUAUCUGCUUCACCUCAAGUGUUAAUCUGAUUUUAUCUUUUGAUAUUUGCUCAAUUGUUUAUUGUCAUUGAAAUUCAUUGUCAGAAUUGCCUAGGGAGAUCUUGUCAGUGAUAUUCAAUUCCAACUUUCCUCCUGCCUCCAAUCCACUGACUCUUCCUGCAGUCACUCGUUAUUCUAUGCUUGUCGCCUAUGACCUCCUUAAGGAAUCUAAGACUUAUCUUCUGUUAAGGAGCAGUUGGUCUAACACUAUUAUAUUAGGUAAGCACGUUUCCUCCAUUGUAUCCUGCUAUAUGCUUACCAAUCACGCUUGAAGAGAAGAAAACCUUCUCUCAGUCUGCUAAUUAGCCAGCAUUGUUGUUAUUAUACAUAUGCUCCAUUCUGACCUCAUGUUCUAAGCUAUGUUUCAGUACAACAUAUUGAUUAUCGCAUACUUCAUUGCUACAAGUUGAAAUGGCAGUACAAAUGUUUGAAUUGGAUCUACCAAAUGGGACAAGGGAAUUUCGAAAGAAGCAACCGAACUAGGUUGAUGCACCUAUUAGUGAAAGAACCCGAGGAAACUUGUACCUUAA